Xiphophorus maculatus (southern platyfish) is the source of this 3629-nucleotide messenger RNA. It is a transcript of the gene sfi1, whose product is annotated as SFI1 centrin binding protein. The transcript has 30 exons. The record is from RefSeq and is a predicted model, not a curated record. Bases 87 to 3461 code for a protein of 1124 amino acids. Gene Ontology annotation, molecular function: phosphatase binding. Lineage: Eukaryota; Metazoa; Chordata; Actinopteri; Cyprinodontiformes; Poeciliidae.
ACCAAAUGCGCGGCAGUUGGUCUAAAUAAAUCUUUUCAAGGAUGGAGUAAAUAAUGAUGUCGGUAUUACAAGUCUGAGUUCAAAUAAUGCAAGGCGAUUCCGUCCAAAACUCAGACCGGGUAAGACUGCGACCCUUCAGGUCUGAGAGUGAAUCUAGACAGCUGCGCAGAGUUCAGACCAGGAAGGUUCCUUACAGAGUGGGAUACAACUGGAACAAGGGAGGGAGACUCAAGGAGCUCAGGAUAAGACACUUGGCGAGAAAAUUCCUGAAGAUAUGGAUACACAACACCUUUGGUCGAGUUCUGCCCCUGCAAGCCAGGUCCCACUACAGUAGAGGCCUCCUGAGACGAGCCUUUGAAACAUGGAGGGACGACUGGUGGACAUCCAGGAGGGAAUGGAGUCUUCUAAUGAGAGCAGAGUGCCACUACAGGUAUUAUCUGUUUAACCUGGCAUUUUAUGGGUGGAGAAAUUUUACAUCUCUGCAGAGACAGAAAAAGACUAAAUUACAACAUGCACAAUCAUUAGCUAAUAGGCGACUGGCCCGAUUGGCUUUGGACAGAUGGAAGGUUUUCAUUGAGAUCAGGAGAGGACAUUGGAUGAUGCUUGAAUCCUUCCUUGAGCAGAAGAGGCUUUCGGAUUUGCACUCAGUGUGGAAUCUGUGGCAGUCAAGGCUGCAGAAGCAGCAGCACCUUAAGGUGUUAGAGGAUCAAGCAAAAAAUAAAAGGGCGCUGAGCUUACAGAGCAAGGCUUGGAGUCUCUGGAAAGAGACACAUAGAACUGCUUCUUACCAGAAAGAAGAAGAAUCUAAAGCAGCUCUCUAUUUCAUUGUCCGCCUUAAAACAAGAGCAUUUUGUCGGUGGAUGAGUUUCGCCUCCCAUCAAAAGACCAAGAAAGACACACAAGCCGUGGCUCAGCGCGCCUGUCGUCUCCGCCUGGUCAGGAAGUAUUGGAGGGAAUGGAGAAAGGCUCUGAAUCGCAAACAGAAUGAAGAGAGGCGAUUGCAAGUUGCAAACCGCUUGGCUGUUCAGAGCACUCGACGCAGAGCGCUGGUGCACUGGAAAGCCUAUGUUCAGCUGUGCAGAGAAGAAGCGGACAGGAACCAGACAGCAUGUCAGCAUUUCCAGAAUCAUUUACUGCACGCUGGACUGCAGGGGCUCUCUCUGAACGUUAGCUGGAACAAAGCGCACCGACUGAACAACAACAUGGCCGUCCAGCACCGUCAGCAAACAAUGCUGGCUAAGUACUGGAGGCUGUGGACGGAUCGGCUGGAGGAGGUUGAAGAUCGGAGAUUUCAGCCCCUAAUCGAAAAGGCGCUGAAUAUUUGCAGGGUUUCUGUGCUGAGACGUUGUUUCCACCACUGGAGAGAAACGCUUGCUGAACAGAUUCAUAUGCAGGAAGUGGAGCGUCGCGCAGAUGUUUGGUUUGCUGAGCGGACCUUACCCCGAUGUUUCCAGUCUUGGGUGGAGUUCACUCUGCAGGGACAGCUGCGAGAACAGAGAAGAUUCAAAGCCGAAGCCUUUAAUCGGAAGCGUCAGUUCGCCUGGGUGUUUCACAUCUGGUGGGGACGGUCAGAGAAGCACAAGGAGGAGAAGCUCUCUGAGCGGAUGGCGGUUCUCCACGACGAGCAGCGCUGUGUGCAGGGAGCCUGGCUGCGGUGGAGAGGACGCACACAGCAGCGGAUCAGAGAGGCAGAGAAACGGGAAGCUUCAGAACGUCUGCACACUCAAAGGCUUCUGCACAACACUCUGGUACAGUGGAGGGGCUACAGCUCUGAGAUACGAGACAGGAGAAUCAGAGAGCUGCAGGCCUGUCUUCAGGGGGAUUCAUGCAGUCUGCGAUGGGCUGUAGAGAAAUGGAAGAAGUUUGUUCAGAAGCGGCGAGUGAAGAAAAGCAGGCUGAAGGAGAUUCAAGGCCACCAUGAAGCUAAACUUCUCAAACAAAGCUUUGUGGCCUUAGAGAAUCAUCGCUUUGAGAUGUCUCUGAUGUGUGAACAUGCAAAGGAGCUUCAACAGCAGCGAACACAGAUUUUCCUCAGGAAAUCUCUAACAGCAUGGAGGGAGAAAGCAGAGCUGCUGGCUGAGGUUCGACUCGCAGAGCAACAAGCCCAGGAGCAUUUCCAACAAUCCGUUCAGCAGAAGGUUUUUCAUGCUUGGAGAGAAGUAACGAGGCGUUCACUGUUGAAGCGCCACCAGCAGAGGGAGAUGCUCAGGCAGGCUCAGAAAACAGUCAAUGAAGCUCGGCUGCGGCUGAUUUUCAGACAGUGGAGGGAACAAACCGCAGAGGCUCGGAGGCUGAGGAUAAACAUGGAAAAGGCCAGAAGGCAUCACGACUCCAAGCUGCUUUCUACAACCUUGAAUGCAUGGAGCAACUAUCACUGCCAGCACCAGAGAGAUAAGGUCAUGAAAAGACAAGGACUACUUUUGCUGAGGUUAAAGAUGUACCAGAAGUUCUUUGAGCAAUGGAAAACAAAGCUGCAGCACAGACGCAGGGAGGCUAGCCAGACGGAGCGAGCUCUCUGGCACUGGUCUCUCACCCUCCAGGCCAAGGUGUUGCAGGGAUGGAGGCUCUGGGUGACAGAGCAGCGCAGCAAGCGGGAAGCUGCAGCCAGAGCUGCACUGGUAUACAGGGACCAGCUGCUGAGGGAGGGCGUGACGUGCAUCCUCACGUACGCCGCGCACAUGAACGACCUCACAGAGAGUUUGACGCAGCUCAGCCAGGAACAGAGAUCGCAGCGCCUGCAGAGAGUCGUGAGGCGCUGCGCCAUGCGGUGGAAGCGGCGGGCGUUGGGUAAAUCACAAAAGGAGCAAGACGUCAGAGCACAGCCACAAAAGAAGAGUGUGAGCUUCUGUUUGCCGGGUCCUGGAGGCGUUUCCACGCCUCACUCAGCGGAGCAGGAAACUGAAGCACUUAGCAGCCACACUGAAGAAGCACUGAAACCGAAUCAGAGAGGCUUCAUAUCUGGAGCUGAGUCGCCUCUGGAGAGCAGAACUCAAGAUCUUCUUCUGCCACCCUCAGCCUUCAUGACCUCAAAGACACAGAAAUCUUUGGACAGUUCAGGUCUAAGAGAAAAUCCAUUUGUUUCCCUUUGUGAGUUUGAGACUUCCUCUACACACCUCACAUCAGAUACCAAUUUGAAAAAUUCUCCUGAAAAAGAAGCGUCGGUUCUGAUGAGGGAGCUUCUCAGCAUUCAGACGGACAUGAAGAACUUCCAGCAGAGCAAGAAGCAACUUCGGGCAUGGCGCAAGCUGAGAGACGUGUUACAGAGUUGGCUGCAGACGAGUGCAGAAGAUGAACAAGUGGAAAAAAGUGCAGUUUGUGAGGAGCUGAAGGAGCUGGAGCGGCGCAUUCAGGAACUGUCCACGGAGCUGGAAAAACAGAAACCUACCAUCCUGCUUCAUGUGGAGAGGAUCCAAGAUUUGCAGUCUGUCCUCGGUACCACAGGAGUUUAUCCUCUCUGUUAAAAACAAGUAGACAUGGACAUCACAGAAACAAUAGGUCAUUCAUCUAUAGACUGUUUACACUCACGUGCCUCAAAUUCCCGUAGAACUACAGAUCCAGAUAUGUUCAUCUGAUGCACAUUUUGUUACAUGUUUGCUCUUUUUUUUUUUCAAAUAAACUUUGAAAUACUA